GGACAAAUACAAAUCCGUGUAGAAAAUGUUGGAAUAUGUGGUUCGGAUUUAAGUUUCUGGAAUCAUAACGGAAUCCCGGACUGUCUUGAAGGUAAAGAUCCCUAUGGUAUAGGGCAUGAGGGCGCGGGCAUUGUGUCAAGGCUAGGUGAAGGAGUCACUUCCCUAAAGAUUGGCGACAAGGUUGCCAUGGAUCCAUUGGCAAGCUGUGAAAGGUGCUAUGACUGUAAAACGGGACGGUUCAAUUUAUGUGAGAAAGUAGCGAUAUGCGGUUUCCCUGGACAUUGGGGCUACAUGGCAAGAUAUUUCGUCGAGAAUGCUAAACAUUGUUUUCGGUUACCAGAUCAUAUUAGUACAGAAGAAGGUGCUAUGCUCGAGCCUCUUGCUGUCGCCCUGCAUGGAUGCCGCCGUGCUGGUGUAUCUGCCGGAAACAACGUUCUCAUAACUGGAGCAGGUCCUAUUGGAUUACUGGCCAUGAAGGGCGCCAGAGCACUUGGUGCUUUAAAAAUUUGUGUAACAGAUGUAAAUGAAACUCGUAUUAAACUGGCGAAGCAGUUAGGAGCUGAUUAUGCUCUAGACGUGACAUCAAAAGAAGCACUGGAAAUUGAAAAAAUGGUAGAGGAGUGUUUUGGAGAGAAGCCUCACAUGACAAUAGAGUGCAGUGGAGCACCGACUGCCAUUCAAGCAGCCAUUAGGUCUACAAGAAAUGGUGGCCGUGUUUCGCAGAUCGCACUAGGGGAAGGAAAUGUCACAAUACCGAUGAUUAACGCUUCCUUUAGGGAAGUCGAUAUCUUAGGGAUUAGGUCAAACCCGUAUUGUACCCCAUUGGCUCUGGACCUUGUUGCUUCCGGCCGGAUUGACGUUAAGCCCCUUGUUACACAUAGGUUUGAUUUGGAAAAUGUUGCUGAAGCUUUUAAAAAGGCACAGACACGUGAUUGUGGGAAGGUCAUGGUCAGAUGUAACAAGGACUAAUUGUUGUCGUGACAUUUGACUGUAACAGUAUGUUAAACAACAAGAACAACAAACAAUUAUUAAACAUACCUAUGCGGACAGUGUCACUUUAAAACGAUCAUCUGUUCAAAUAUGAAUGAUUAUAUUUUAUACAAAUCUUAAGUAUUUAAUGCAGGUAAACUGGUUGAUAAGAAUAUUGAUAGAUUAUAAUCUUUGGUAACCACAUCUGAUGACCUAAGUUACAGUCUGAUUUGAAAAUGAAAAGAUCAAUCUUGUGAGAUUGUGCUUGUUUACUAUAAUAUUUGCAAUUGUGUUGAGAUUCAAAAAGAAAUUAUUUGCUUUUAAAUGAAAACAAUUGAAACAAGACAUGUCUGUAUGUUAUGUUUAUGUGAGAUAUAAGAAGCUAUCAAAUAUACUAACAAGUAUGCAUUUCGUAUGUAAUAAUUAUAUAUAGAAUACAUUUAUAAUUUUUAUAUAUUCAAAUAUAUCUUUAUCGUGGUGUUUUUAUCAUAUACACAUAUAGUAACUAAAUAUGAAUCUUGUGUGUUGUUUUUUAAGUUAUAAAACGAUUAACUGUUAAAGUAAACAACUAAAAAUGGGCAAUAUUGAUCACUUUUUAUGUCCAUUUUCCUACAGACGUGUCUUGUACCGACUGUCAAGUUUUCCCAAUGGUACCAAUGUUUACGGACACAAUUUGUUAUUGAUAGAUUAAUAAUGGCAGAUUUGCACAAAAAAAUUAGGAUCAAUUUUAUUUAUUAUAACAUUAAUUAGACUGUACCAAAGAACAAAUUUAUGGCUAGAUGCCAUUGCUACCAUUUGGCACCAAUGUCUAUAAUAUUGCCAUUGACUCAAAUAGUAUGAUUAAAUCCGUUCAGAGUAAAUUGUCUACUAGUGGCAUCAAUGAUUAUUCAUGAUACCAAUUUUAUUUUAGUAUUGAUACCACUAAAAAUACUCUGAACAUUAUCUUAAACAAUACACGUCAAUAUUUCUUAUCCGGAACUAGACAAAUAUGGGAUUUUCCAAGCUAACCCUACAGUACAAACAAUGUUUUACCGUAAUAGCUUCAGGGUGCACCACUGUGUAUAAAAGAGAAGUCAACCUGUUGCGCUUACUUUCGACGGUAUAACUGUUAAUUUAUUGGGGGAAAACUCCUUGGUACUAUCAGGCUUUCUGAUCUUGUUAUGCCCCCUUCAAAGAAGUGGGGGUAUAUUGCUUUGCUUUUGCCUGUUUGUCUGUCGGUCGUUCGUAGACUAAAUGGUUUCCGAUCAAUAACUAAAGAACACUUAGGCCUAAAAACUUCAAACUUAGUAUGAUGAUUGUUCAUGACCAGUAGAUGACCACUAUUGAUUUUGGGAUCAAGGAUCAAGGUCAUCUUGACCUUGUACAUAAAACCGGUUUCCGAUCAAUAACUUAACAACCCAUGGGCUGUUUGCCUUCAAACUUUGAAGGUGCAUUGGUCUUGGCAAAUAAAUGACCCCUUUCGAUUUUGAGGUCGAGGCUUUACAGAUCAAGGUCAUAUUGACCUUGUAGGUUAAAAAGGUUUCCGAUAAAUAACUUGACAACCCAUACGCUGUUAGCCCUCAAACUACAUAGGUGCAUUGCUCUUGGAAAGUAGAUUACCCCUAUUGUUUUUGGGUCAAUAGGUCAAAGGUCAAUGUUACAUUGACCUUGUAUGUCAAAACGGUUUCCUAUCAAUUACUUGACAAUCCAUAAACCCUUUAUCUUAAAACUUCACAAAUACAUUGCAUUUGGUCAGAAGAUGACAUUAAUGGAUUUUUGGUGCCAAAGUAACAGAGGUCAAGAUCACAUUGACCUUAAAGGUAAAUAUUCUUUCUGAUAAUUAUCUCAAUAACUCAUGGGCCUUUUACCUUCAAAUUUCACAGGUGCAUUGGUCUUGGCCAGUAGAAAACUCAUAUUGAUUUAAAGGUCAAAGGUCAAAGUCACACUGACCUUGUAUAUAAAACCAAUUUCCGACCAAUAACUCAAGAACUCAAGUUGCCUUAGUUGAUAUUUUUAUUAAACUAAAAUGCUUUUGGUAUACACAUUUCAAGGUCUAAUGUAAUAUAACAAUUUGGCUGUCGUGAAGAAGGCCUGCAUGAUUCAUAAAAUAUAUGCAUAUAUUAUUUGAUAAGAUUUGUGAUAACUUUGUCAUAUAAUUGCUGCACACAACAUUUACGGUUACACAAUUACCUAGUUACUAGUGUUAUGUAUGCAACAUAUAACAUGUAUAUAAUUUAUAUCUGACCAGUUGGUAUUUCCAAUAUUAUCAUUGUUCUAUUUUUAGAACAUAAACUACAUGUAUGUACUAGAACUUUCUUAACUGUUGUAGAAUACUCAUGCUUUAUAAUUAGAUAGAAAUUUCCGGAAUGAUCUUUAUUGUUGAAGUUGCUAGAUUAUGAUUACUGUAGAAAAUGGAAGACUAUUCUAGAAACUUCUUAGCUUAAUAUAUAUAGAAGACAUUUUUCUUUCGUAUUACCUUUUAAGUCAUCAGUGAUCUUUGAAGUCAUCAGUUACCUUUUAAGUCAUCAAUAUAUUUGGAGUAUUAUUAAGUGAUUUAUUGGAGCUUGGAUUAUUUUAAAAUAGUUAAAAUUAUUCUUGUGGAUUUUAUUGUGGGAAUUUAUUCUAAAGUGUUCUUGGAUUUUACUUGGAUUUAACUGUGCUAUUCAAAAAGGGAUCAUUCCAGGAUCAGACUAGACAUUUGAAAUUUACAUUUUUAUUUGGACUUCAGGUAUUUGUAAACAUAAUUUGUUAUUUUAUUUUUCUUUAAUAAUUUUCUGUAAUAAAUUUGUUAUUGUUACAAGUUUGUUGCUGGCUUUUCUUUCUCGUUACGCCUGGCUCGUAACAGAAAUUGGGGGCUCGUCCGGGAUUGAAUAUUUCUUUUUGGCUACAUUAUUGGAAAUUAUUACCGUUUAUUUUACAUUUUAUUAUUACAAUAUUUACUCAUUUGAGUUGAUAUCAUAGUUGUUCUAUUAAGUGUGCCUUUCAAUUCUGAAUUUUUUUUUAAACACACCAUAUUUAAGUUUAAAACCAGCAGCAAGCAGUCAUGUCUUUUGAUUUAGAAAAGUUUGUAGCUGAACCUUCCCAGGAGGUAUUAGAUUUGGCUAAGAAAACUGAUUUGCUUGAUCUUGCAAAAAAGUAUAAUUUAUCAGAAAUUAAAUCUUCAAUGCGUAAACAAGAAAUUAAAAAUCUUCUGAUUCAUUAUUUUGUGGAUGAAGAUAUUUUUGGAGAAGAUGCACUUUCUCACAUUGUUGAAAAACACUCUGAAAUUUCUGAAAUAAAGAUAA
Ruditapes philippinarum (Manila clam) is the source of this 4232-nucleotide messenger RNA. Its product is annotated as sorbitol dehydrogenase-like. Lineage: Eukaryota; Metazoa; Mollusca; Bivalvia; Venerida; Veneridae. Gene Ontology annotation, molecular function: L-iditol 2-dehydrogenase (NAD+) activity. The transcript is spliced from 8 exons. The record is from RefSeq and is a predicted model, not a curated record. Gene Ontology annotation, biological process: D-sorbitol catabolic process. Bases 187 to 969 code for a protein of 260 amino acids.